UUUGGGAUAAUGACCAGAAGCAAGAGAAAAGAAGAGCAUCAAAAUUCAAAACCAAAGGUCCCAUCAUUUCCAUUUUUCCUUUCCCAUUAAAACGCAAAGCAGCUUCUUUAUCUGUACUCAACGACUUCCAACUCAUUGCCAAAUAGUCUGAAUUCUUACAUGCUUCAAGGAUAUUGUGCCAAUUUCCUCAACUUUCUCUACUUUCGCAGAUUCCAUUUCCCUUUCUUUCUUUUUUGUUCCCUGACUUUCCAUUUUGGCUUUGUUUAUUUCUCUCUUCAUCUUCUUUCUCAUAAUUCCACCAUGUCUGUCAUUGGAGAGGCUGCUCUUUCUGGGUUCUUGGACUUGUUGGUGGGCAAAUCGCUUGACUCUGCACUCAACUUUGUUGCUGAUCACGACCAACUCCCCCAGCAGCUCAAGCAGUGGCAGUCCAUAUUGCCUGAUAUCCAAGCAGUGUUGGACGAUGCAGAGGAGAAGCAGAUCAAGAACAUGGGUGUGAAGAAAUGGUUGGAGGAUCUCCAGGACUUGGCUUACGAUGUGGAUGACAUCUUGGACGAGUUCGCUUAUGAAGAGUUACGCCUCAAUCUCCAAGACACUCAAGCUCAAGCCAGACCUAGUAAGAUACAGAAACUCAUUCGUAGUAUUUUCACUCCCACUUCUUUCCAGUUUAAGAAUUCCAUGAUUCCCAAGGUGAAAGAGAUCACUGAUAGACUGACUUGUUUGACUACUCGAAGAAGUAGUUUGGGGUUGAGUGAGAUUUUGUCUCAAGCUGUAACCUCCAAGGGAAAGCAACCGAGGCUGCAACCAACUUCCGUACUGGAUGGAGUUGUGGAGUAUGUUGGCAGGCACAAGGAGAAGACAGAAAUGAUUGAGUUUCUCAAAGGUGAUAACUCCAACGGAGUUUCAGUCCUUUCCAUCGUCGGCAUGGGAGGGAUGGGUAAAACAACUCUUGCUCAGCUUGUUUACAAUGAGGCCACCAUCAACGAGUCUUUUGAUCUCAGGGCCUGGGUAUGCGUUUCUGAUAAUUUUGAUGCAAUUGCUAUAACAAAGGCAAUUUUAGAGUCCAUCACUUCUAAGUCAAUUGAUUACAGUAACUUGGAUUUACUUCAAGUUAAGUUGAAGAAGAAGUUGUCUGGGAAAAGAUUCUUGCUUGUUUUAGAUGACAUUUGGAACGAGAAUUAUAAUGAUUGGACCAUCUUACGGUCUCCGUUUGGAGCAGGGACCCAUAUCAUUGUAACCACUCGUCUUCAAAUGGUUUCAUCUAUUGUGGAUCCGCUCAAAGCUUUUCAUUUGGAUAAACUAUCGGAUGAUGAUUGUUUAUCCAUAUUUACACAGCAUGCAUUAAAAGCAAGAAAUUUCGAUGGACAUCUCCAGUUUAAAGAAAUUGGAGAGAAAAUUGUUAGAAGGUGCAAUGGCUUACCUUUGGCUGCAAAAGCCAUUGGAAGCUUGCUUCGCACGGUUAAAUAUCAUGGAAAAUGGGAAAGAAUAUAUGAGAGUGAGAUAUGGAACUUACCAGAAGAGCAGUGUGGCAUAAUUCCAGCUUUGCGGUUAAGCUACCAUCAUCUUCCGUCAUACUUGAAACGGUGUUUUGCAUAUUGCUCCAUACUUCCUAAAGAUUAUGAAUUUGGGGAAGAAGAAAUUAUCUUGUUAUGGAGAGCAGAAGGUCUCUUGCAACAAAAAGCUAUGCCUCAAAUUAAAGAUCUCGGAAAUCAAUAUUUUCAAGAUCUAGUGUCGAGGUCAUUUUUUCAGGCAUCCAGUAAAGAUAAGUCCCGAUUCGUAAUGCAUGACCUUAUCAAUGAUUUAGCUCAAGUAGUUGCAGGGGAAAUAUGCUCAAAAUUAGAGGGUGAUAAGAAAUGGAAGUUCUCAAAUCGCACUCGACAUUCUUCUUAUCUUGUCAGUGAUUAUGACACAGUGAAGAAGUUUGAAGCAUUUGAUCAAGUGACUUCUUUACGUACUUUUCUACCCUUAAAGUUUUCUAGUGAUUAUCGGGUGCCUUUUUUAACUAAUGUUGUUUUGGAUGAUUUGUUACCAAGACUUGGCUGCUUAAGGAUGCUUUCUUUGAGUGGGUAUUGGAUCACUGAGUUGCCUGAUGUUUUUGAAAAUUUUAAACAUCUUCGCUACUUAAAUUUUUCCGGCACCCGUAUCAAAUGCUUACCUGAUUCUUUGUGCACUCUUUACCAUUUGGAAACUUUAUUAUUAAAUUGCUGUUUCAUGCUUCAAAGUUUACCUUCAAAGAUGGAAAAUCUUGUCAACUUGCAUUAUCUUGAUAUCAGAGGUGCGAAGUCAAUAGAAAGGAUUCCUUUUAGAAUUGAUAAGCUAACGAAACUUCAAAGGUUAACUGAUUUUAUAAUAGGGGAAGGUGAUGGUAGUUAUAUUAGAGGUUUGAAAUAUUUGUCAAACCUCAAAGGUGAUUUCCGUCUUUCUGGGUUGGAGAAUGUUAAUGGUGAAGAUGCAGGGGAAGCCAAGUUAAAUGAGAAGCAGGGGAUUCAUCGAUUGGUAUUGCAUUGGAGUGAAAAGUUUGAAAUGGCUUCAAGGAAUAAAGAAGUUGAAGAAUGGGUGUUGGACUCUCUUUGUCCUCCAAAAAAGCUUGAGCAACUCGUCAUUGAGAAUUAUGGUGGUGCAAAAUUCUCUACUUGGAUUGCAGAUCCUUCCUUCAAAAAUAUGUUGUCAUUGGAGCUUCGCAAUUGUAAAAAUUGCAAAUCUCUACCAUCGAUUGGAAGGUUGUUGUUGUUAAAAGAUCUUUCAAUUAGUGGUUUGGAUCAAGUACACAAGAUUGGUGCUGAGUUGUUUGGAGAAAAUCAAUCAAAUGCUUUUGCAUCAUUAGAGUCUCUGCGUUUUGACAACAUGGUGAAUUGGGAGGAGUGGGACCUAUGUGAAGAUGAUGAGCAAGUAUCGAAAUUCCCCAGCCUUCGUAAGCUUUCAAUUGUAAGAUGUCCUGUAUUGUUGGGAAGGUUGCCAACCAUCCUUCAAUCCUUGCAGACACUUGAAAUCUAUGAGUGUCAGAGACUGGUAGUUUCAAUUUCAAGUUUUCCCUUGCUGUGUGAAUUAAGGGUUCAAGGGUGUGAAGAAUUGGUGGAUGAAGGUUCUUUGUCUGUACAGAAGGUUACCUCCUUGAAAGUUGUGUCUGUUUCAAAAAUUUCAAAUUUUAAUAUUUCAGCAGAGAGGAUAAUGUUGAGAUUUGCAAACUCCGAAACAUUCGAGAUCUCUGGUUGGAAGGAGCUGGGAUCUUUAUCGCAAAUUGGGUUAAGAUUAAUCGGGCAUCGUUUCAUCGGGAUUUCGAAUUGUCCGCAAUUGGUCUCUUUGGAAACAGAGGAGGAGAGAUUGCAACUUGACAAGAUUCCAGGUUCUCUGUAUAUAAAUUUUUGUGAAAGGCUCAAUAGACUACCACAAGCCUUACGUGCUUUCCCAUUCAUUAGAAGAAUACAACUUGAAAACUGUCCAGGCUUGGUUUGUUUUGAAGAGAGUAACUUUUCUCCUGCUUUAAAAGAGCUGAGGAUUGGGAAUUGCGUGAAUUUGCAAUAUAAAAAGAAAAUAAUAAUAAGAGUAUGAGUAGCAACACUUGUCUUCUUGAGCGCUUGCAAAUAAUCAACUGUCCAUCUCUAAUAUGGUUAUCAUCAAGGGGCGAUAUAUGCAAUCGGCUUCAAUGUCUCGAUAUUUUCCAUUGUUCAAAGCUAGGUAGGUUAUUUUUAAACGCCAAGUUACCCGUAAUGCUUAAAAAGCUAUUUAUUCAUGAUUGUCCAGUGUUGGAAUGCAUAGCCCAAGACUUCCUUGAAACCACUGAUCUCGAAAGCAUUGUCAUUGAUGAUGCUGAAAAAAGUAAAUCAUUACCGCGGGGAUUAGACAAGCUCAGCCAUCUUCAGGAGAUUCGAAUAAAUUUGUGUCCGAAUAUGGUUUCAUUUGAAGAAAGUGUGUUGCCCACCACAAAUCUCAGAGUUUUCGCAAUUGAGAAUUGUGGAAAUUUUGGAGUCCUUCCCAAGUGCAUCAACAACUUCACCUCUCUUCGAGAAUUAAAAGUGUCUUAUUGUUCGGCUGAUUCCUUUCCAGAAGAGGGUUUCCCUGCCAACCUCACAUCACUUGCAAUCUCAAACGCACCCGAAAUUUAUACAUCACUUGUUCAAUGGGGAUUUUAUAGACUCACCUCUCUUCAAAAACUCAACAUCAGCGGUGAAGGAUGCUCACGUGUGGUGUCAUUUCCAGAAGAAGCGAUAGGAGUGAUGCUGCCUCCUUCUCUCACCGAUAUCAGCAUCCAUAGAUUUGAAAAUUUGGAAUUCAUGUGCUCCAAGGGCUUACAACACCUCACCUCUCUUCAACAAUUGGGCAUCUAUGAUUGUCCUAAGCUCGCCUCUCUUCCAGAAAAAGAUAUGCUUCUCUCGCUUGAGCGUCUAUUUAUUUGGCGUUGCCCGUUGCUAGAAGAAGGGUGCAGUAGGGGUAAAGGACGAGAGUGGUCCAAGAUUUCCCACAUACCUUUUGUUAAAAUUGAUUUUAAAACAGUCAUCCCGAGGGAAUUAAAUUGAAAGUUAAGCAGCAAAAUCUGGUAUCGAUUUCUCCACACUCAAACCACAGGCAUUGAAGGCUAAAUUGGCGAGAAAUAGUGAGCUUCAACUCAUCUGCUUCAGCUUAUUUGAUUUAGUAAAGCGGAUGAAUGGAGGGAUACAGUACACGUUACAACAUGGCAUUAGAGAGCUCAAUUUAACAUAAACACAACAGAAGUUCACUGAGCUGCAAUUUGGGGUUUUCACUUCCAGCCUGAGUGUUCCCAAAAAUAGCAGUGACUAAGUGACUCACUAUAUAUCGACUCUCUUGCUUUUGACUUUGAGGGCAAGUAUAGGUUAUAUGGAGAAUUUGUUCUUCUGACAUUCCUUUCCGGUGUUGGAUCAUAUUUUGGUGCUUGGUACAAAGUUGUAGUUGAGGAGCCAAAUAUGCUAUUUAUUUAACCUUGUACUUUCUUUCAGCUUUGGGAACCAUGAAAUUGGUGGCAGAUAAAAGGCCAAAUGGUACCACUGGGGAGGUGUACGUAUCUUUGGGUGUUAAACCCUUGAAUGGUGGGCAUCCAAAGAGGGCAAUACCUGCUUAUGGGCACAACAACAGCACAACGUCGUUGGUCAACAGAUGUUGACAAAAGGAAUGGAGUGGUAAGUUUUUUUUUUUUUUUGUAAUGCUUUUAGCAUCAUCUAUUUCUAUCUACACAAAUCAUCAACUUAUCUUAGGCCUGCAUUGAUGAUUGAUAAGAGGUUAGGAUGUUUGAAAUAAAGUAUUGUUUUUGACAUUUUGUGAUUGUUGGCCACUUGUUAUUUAUUAUUGCCAGUAUUUUUCAAUUUGUGGAAAGUGUAUAGUUGAUGCUUAUUUAGAAGAUUGCUCAAAGUUUGUGGAUAGUUAUUGUGGUGAGUUAUUUUAUUUUAUUAUGUAAUUCCAUUGUAAUCUCUAUUUUUUAGUAGUGAAUUUUAUUUUUGGUUCUACCCGUGGAUGUAGGAAAUAUUCCGAAUCACGUAAAUUAUUGUGUUCACUUUCUCUA
Messenger RNA from Gossypium raimondii (Peruvian cotton), 5509 nucleotides. Its product is annotated as putative disease resistance RPP13-like protein 1. Gene Ontology annotation, molecular function: ADP binding. The record is from RefSeq and is a predicted model, not a curated record. The transcript is spliced from 5 exons. The coding region runs from base 160 to 3546 and encodes 1128 amino acids. Gene Ontology annotation, biological process: defense response to other organism. Lineage: Eukaryota; Viridiplantae; Streptophyta; Magnoliopsida; Malvales; Malvaceae.